Messenger RNA from Mercenaria mercenaria, 12087 nucleotides. RefSeq names its product ras-related protein M-Ras-like. Gene Ontology annotation, molecular function: GTP binding; GDP binding; GTPase activity. The record is from RefSeq and is a predicted model, not a curated record. The transcript is spliced from 7 exons. NCBI's taxonomy places the organism in Eukaryota, Metazoa, Mollusca, Bivalvia, Venerida, Veneridae. Bases 127 to 723 code for a protein of 198 amino acids. Gene Ontology annotation, biological process: signal transduction. Gene Ontology annotation, cellular component: plasma membrane.
AUUUAUAUGCAAUAUAACAUAAUUGCAUUUUAAACCCUAAGAACAGUUUAUGGAAAUACAUAUGAACUAAAAUCUAUUAAAAUAAAUAAACGUCUCUCUGAAAACUGUCUCUGAUGAUAAAAAACAAUGUCUAGAGCACCGAACGACAAUAAUUUGACAACGUACAAACUGGUGGUUGUUGGAGAUGGAGGUGUGGGGAAAAGUGCGCUCACAAUACAAUUCUUUCAGAAGAUGUUUGUGGUAGAUUAUGAUCCAACGAUUGAGGAUUCAUACAUACAACAUACUGAAAUAGACGGAGAAUGGUGUAUACUUGAUGUUCUCGAUACAGCUGGUCAGGAAGAGUUCAGUGCAAUGCGUGAGCAGUACAUGCGUAAGGGAGAUGGUUUUAUGCUUGUAUACUCUGUGACUGAUCCAGCAAGCUAUGAAAACAUGUCGAGCUUCCAUACACAGAUUCUUAGAGUUAAAGACAAAGAUGCUUACCCAAUGUUGCUUGUAGCUAAUAAAGUAGAUUUGGUCCGGCAAAGGAAAGUGUCAGAGGAACAGGGGAGAGCACUGGCUGCUCAUUUAAGGCUACCAUAUAUUGAAACAAGUGCUAAAGAUCCGCCAGUCAAUGUAGAUUUGGCCUUCCAUGAUGUUGUUCGAGUGAUAAGACAACAACCAAAAGAAUUCAAGAAACAGCUCAAAACACACAAAGGAAAGCGGCGGAGAUGUACAAUACUAUAAAUGUUUGUUAAAAUUUGACCCAUAAUAUAAAUGAAAUGUGUUUCUUCCUUCCUGAUUGAAAGAAAUAGGUUAUUUGAAGUCACCGAUGUGCCAUUGUCCAUUAGAAAGCCCAGAAGAGUUUAGCAUUUACUUAGAUGAAAUACUAGAUGAAAUUACUUGCAUUUACAUACAGUACAACCUGUGUAGAUAUAACACUAUAUGAAUGGCUAAAAUAUCUGUGUGGUACAGAGUUUGUUGCUUUGGAGAAGUUUAUUUAUCAGGAACAUUUUCCAACCAGAAUACAUGUGUGUCUUUCUAGGGAGAGCUGUUAACACAGGCUUUGCUGUAUUAUGUAGAGAAAAAGCAUUUUUACUUUUGACUUUAUUUAAGUAACUCAGGUUUUACAUUUUCUAUAUGAUUCUAUUUGAUGUGUGUUGAAUAUGGAUUUUUGAAGAUUUUAUAUAUUAGAUAGAUAGAUAGGUAAGCAGAACAGACAUGUAAUACAGCUUCUACUGUUGAUUAUGUAGCAAUUCUGUGCAAAAGUAAAAAAAAACAUUGACAUAACAACCUGUAAUGUUAGCAUAUAAAAAUAUGUGUGACAUUAACUUUGUCAUUUCCUUGUAUCGAUUUUGUCACUGAAUUUAGAAGGUACACUCAACCCUGCACACUAGUACCACACUUACAAAAACUUUUUUUUUUACAAAAACAGUUGUUUUUGUUGGGGGAUGGUCUUUAUUCAAGUCCCGUUAAUGUUAAACUCGGGGAAUACAAUAAGAGGUAUUUACAACAAGCUGUUCUAUUACAAAGGUUGUAAGAAACACAUGUUUUACUGUAUUUGGAUAUUGUUUGUUUGAAAAUGCUGUCUGUACACAUAAACAGACUGAAAAACAAAAUUUGUUGCAUCAUGGUGCUUCAUUCAGCAUAUCCUAAACAUUGUUAUUUCACUGUAAAUUUCAGUUAGCAUUUUACACUAGCUCUUGAAUGGUGUACCAUUACAAACUGUAUUCUCUAAAAAUGGAUGAAACUUUAAUGUUUUGUUGUGUUUUGGUUUGGAAUUUAGGAGGUACUUCCUUUUCCUGUAAAUGAAAUUGUUAACACAUGAUUCAUUGACAUGGUUGUACCAAAGAUUUCUAUCAGGAAAGAAAUUUAGGUUUACAUUAUAGUUAUGAAGUAGCAACUUAAGAUGUUUAAUGAAAUUGCUAGAUAAAUGUUAUAACUAUACUGUUUUUAUUAUUAUGUGCAACCUGAAUGUAUGCGCCCUUAAGAAAUCUGAGAUUGUUAUUUUACUGUUACAGCAUCAAGUGCCUGAUAUUUCAUGAGUUGAUUGCAAAACUGUUUGAUCUCUGUCUUUGUUUUACAAUGAACCUUGUGUUAGUUGUGUUGUUUUUAUGCAAGUGAUGAUAGGAGAGAUUGUACCAGGGACCAAGAUGAUCUCCAGAUAAUUGUAUAUAUGAUUAUAAUAUGUUUUAGUGUUCACAGUAGGAUUUUCUGGCUCCAGAGUAAAAUGCUUCUUACUCAAAUUUCUGUAUUUUUCAAGUGGAAGUUUUUUUGUUUUUUUCUUUUAACAAGAAAAGUCAUAGUAACUGGGUUCUGGUAUUGAAAGAAGUGAAGUCAAAUUUCUGUUUCUCCAUGAUCAGCAAAACAUUAAAAAAUAAAUAUAUAAAAAUAUCGUACAGUUUUCUGCAUAAUAUAAUUUGAAAAGAAAAAAAUUGAAAACUUUCCACAUUACCGCAGUACCACUUCAUACAUUGAAGAACUAAGGGGAAAUAUUUUCAUGGACAAGAGGUUUUACUCUGAAGACAGUUUAGUCUAGAAUUCACAUAGUAAGUAAGAAAAGAGGCAUCUCAAGGAAGUUCUACUCGUAUUGAAAUUAUAGUGAACGUCAAAUUUUGGAAACAAUCUCGGGGUGAAAAUGAAUAUUGGUGACAUAUAUUUAAAAACUUAAAUCUACAUUCUAUGGGAUUUUGAUAAGUUUAUUUAACAUUUAUUGUUAUUGUUGGGAAUUGCACUUGUUUUGUAGGUACUUGGUUCUUUUUCAGCACUUUGAAUAUUUUUCCCUACGGUGUGAUUCUAUAUUUUGAUUUACCUAGCACUUUUUGUGAAGCAUAAUUUUACUAGAAAGGUUGUUAAAAAUCCAAGAUGGCAGAUGUUUUUAUCUUUAUGUUGAGUUGUUUAUACACAAUAUAUAAAACAGAUAUAAACUUUAUAUAUAUUAUGUUUUUUCAUAUAUGUUCAUAUUUUAUAUAUGUUUGUACUUUUUGGUUGUUACAUUGUUCUGUACGUUACAAGGCUGUAUAGUGUCUGAUAGUCACAUACACUUCCUCAUUUAUAAAAUAUACUUGACAGUUGCUGCAAAUAUCUCACCUCUUGGUCCUGAUUAGCUUAGUAGGAAGUACACAAUACUAGGGACCAGGGAUUGAGUUCGAUCCCCCUACCCUUUCUUCCCAGGUGCAUUCUAUGCACACCAUGACCAUUUUACAGAAAACAAUGUGUCUGAAGUCAUUUUUCCUCUGCCUCCAAGGCAUGCGAAAAAGAUAUUACUGGUUCAGAGUCCAGCAACAUUUGGUAGGUUAACUGUCUGCCAUUGCAUAAAACAAAUAAUGACAAAAAAAUGUGUUAAACAAAGUAAACAUUUCAUUUCUUGGUCAUUAUAAAUAGAAAUCAGCGAGUUUUAUGCAGUGUUUCAUGAUGAAACACUGUGAAAUAUGUUGGAAUGUAGUUAUUUACAGUAAAAUCUAGCAAAUAUCUGUCAACAAUGUCUGGAGAUUGUGUACAUAGAGCUGCUGUUGAUCAACAAGUGCAUUAUAACUUUGAAUGAGUAAAUGUUUUUCUUUUCUUUUUUUCCUGAUUUUAUUUUAUAUGUCCAAAACAUUUUUUAACUGUUACUGGAAUUAAAAUCCUUUUAGCUAGACUGUUAAAAGAACAGUGAGAGCUAUUCUACUCACCCAUGCAUUAGCGUCACACCUUCAUUUAAGCCUUAUCUCAAUAACCAUUGCAUGUAUUGAAUUAAAACAUCACAGAGGGCUUUCUAGUCAUCAAAACCUACUGCAGUAUUCAAGAUAGAUAACACUUGGUUGAAUUUAAGUGCGAAUUACAGCACUUUUUUGACUUACAAUUUUUGGUUAAAGUUUUUCUUGCUGAUAGACUGGCUUAAUCUGUAUGACCCAGAGCUUUCUGUAGGUUCUGAAACUCAAGAGUCAUUGACUCUUCAGCCAAAAUUUUCAAGGAUCAAAAUCAGAUUUUCAAGAGUCAAGAUCAGCUUUUCAGGGGUCAAGCUACAUGUAUACUGUUAUUAAUGCAAUUCCCACAGACUUUAUCUAAAACAAGUACAUUAGUCAUAACAGAUUUUCUUAAGCAAUUCAUAUUUUAGUUGUCUUAUUUUGCACAUUGCCUAAAAGUGGGUGGGGUUUGGUGCUUUGCAUGAUUUUAUUCUCGGCAAAUUCUUCUAAAUAAGAGCUGCUUCGGAAACAGUGAUCAUAUUUUUCUUCAAUGCAGACUUUUUAUUGGCUUUUUAUUCAGAUUGUACUAGAAAAAUCUUGUUAGAAAUGAUAAAAAUGUCCGAAAAUGGCGGUCGCGAAAACGAGUGACAAAUACGGAAAACGAAAGUAAACAUUUAAAAUUCUUGAAAAAAAUAACUGUUUUAAAUUUCAUUUUUUCAUCAUACCUCGUAUAAUUUCAGCUUAUUUAAAGCAUUUUAUUUCUUUAGGCCCAAACAAAGCCUCGGCAAUGAUAAUAAAUUUGGUAUAGACUGUGACGGCCGACCGGCUCAUGUAAUCGUAUCAAGCACACAAAAUAAUUAACAAGUGGUACAAACACGAUAAUCUAAGGCUGCAUUGUUUAUCAAUUAACUUUUACACAUUGAUCAAUUUACACCUUUGAUAAUGUCAAGGCAUUAUUGUACUAAAUACAAACCGCGAGAUGAUCACGUGUCAGUCGGCACGUGGCGUGACUAACAUCUAUCAGUAGCUAAUUAACAUACGACGCUCCGCCUUCUGCCAUAUUUCCGCUUGUGCCGGCGAACAAUAUUGAAAUUCACUGGGGUUUUGAUUGACAGGGAGGGGCAGAACUUUCGAACUUGAGACACAUCAAAGUAAAUUUCUGCGAGUCAAGCCAACGCACGUGGCAUAUUUUAUGCGGGUCAAAACCCGGGGACCUUGGGUCAGCCGAACGCCCUGAUGACCCUUUUUUGUCUCAGAAGUUGUGGAAUAGUCAAGCGUGCUGUCUUAUCGGCAGCUCUUGUUGGUUAAAUAUAAGUGCUUUAUACUUGUACACUAUUAGCAUAAUUGUAAUUUUGUAUUUGCCUGUCAUGUAUUGGAACCAUUCUUUACAAUAAAGCCAAAAGGACCACUUUUGUGGUGUCUGUUUUGAAAAGAAGCUGGUUUUUAAGUAUUUUUAAAAAAAAAUUUCUUUGUAAUAUUUUCAGUAAAAGAUGCAGAAACAAAACUCGUUAUUUAUGUUUAUGGAAAUCAUAUUCUUGAGUCAUUUGCUACUGUGUUUUGUUUAUCACAGAUACUUAUUUUGUUAUAAGUAAGUCAUGUCAAGAGUCUGAAUAUUUGUAUAACCCUUACCCUGCUAAAUUUCUAUAAUGAACUUGUCCAUCUUUCAAUUUGGACAGUACCAUUAACUGUUAAAAGGUGUGCUUACCAAAAAUUUACUGACUGAAUGGCGAACAUUGCACAUCAUGAUCAAGGAUGUGCAGGCUGAUCUUGGUCUGCACUGGUCACAUACUAUUAGGCAGAAUCAUUUGCAGCCAGCUGGGUAAAGGUUAAAAUUUUAACAUUCAAGAUUUUGAAUAUUUAUGAUUUUACGAUUUAAGAUUUUAGAUAUUUAUUUUCUUGAGUACAAGAAAUAAUCGAAGGUGUAUUGAUUUAGUUCUGUCUGUCUGUAUGUUACAAAGGUUGUCCACGCAAGUAGAUAUAAUAAAUUGACUGCUUGAAAUAUAAUGUUGUAUGCUAAAUAUAAUGAGUCAGUUGCAAGAAAAAAUAAAUGGAUAGCUCAGAAUAAAUAAAUAUUUGUUCUAAACAUACCAGUGUAAAGAAAGAAGUUUAUUAGGUAUUCUUAAGAAGCAGGAGAACUAACAAGAAGUUAUUUUUUGUAUAAACACAUCCUGUAAUAGCAUUUGUAAGCAUGUGUAAAUGCAUGGGCAUGCAUGUGCGUGUGUGUGUGUGUAUGUGUGUGUGUCUUAAACAGAUUAUUAAUGUUGAAUUGAUAAUUUCAUAUAUUGUUUGUAAAAAGUGUUAUAUAUAUGUAACGCCCAUGUAUUGCUCACAAAGAUAUGUAUUAUGAUACCUCAAUAGUAUUCACCAAAAUGUAUUGUGUAUGCACACUUCUGUUUGUUGGGAACAAUUGUUUUGCAUGAUGAUGUAAAUCUAGCUUUUGAAGGUUUUAUGAGGUAUUUUGUGUGGUGUCAAGUUCAUUGAACCAAUUUUAAACAACUGAUACUUUCAACAGGUCCAACAUUUUAAAAUUUACAUGCAGUAUACCAUAGCCUGCCCAACAGAGACUUGUGUCGCAAGUUUGAACUGAUGUUUAAGGCAAAUGUUAUCAUGAUACUUGCAGUGGUUUGACCUGCUCUUCUGAUUCGUAGGAAGUUGUCUAGUACUUGCAGAGAACAAGUUAGUGCUCAUACAGAAGCCAUCACAUUACUGAAAUACCAGUGAAAAAUGACCCUUGAAAUACCAGUAAAAAAUGACCCUUAAAAUACCAGUAAAAAAUUACCCCUGACCUUAAACAUCCAAAUCAAAGAGUGAAUCAUAUGUAUAAGAAUGUCAGCUGUUUCUCAGUAAUUAGUGUUUUGCUGUGCAACAGAUGCUAGCCUUUUUACUAUUGAUCUGCUUUUUAAAUGAAGAAACAGGGCUUGGGGAAAGAAAAUUAGAACAGUACUUGCUUUUUUAGGACAUAAGACACCAAAUUCUUGUAUUUUGAAUUUAUGCCAAAUUACCAUAAGUCACCUUUUUAUAAAUUUGCCAAUAGUUUGUAUUUUAGUGUGGACAUAUUCUGUAUAAUACAGAUUGUAGGGUUUUAUUGCGUUCCUUAAAUAUUUUUUCCUUAAGUUUACUCUGUGCUGAUAUUUUUCUUUAUACCAUUGCUUUAUGUUUGUUAGGCCAGGUCAAGUUUUUUCUUAAUGUUUUGUAUAUUUGUGGUUUUAGACACAUCUGGGAAUUUGUACAUUUUAUGAAUCAUUGGUUUCAUACCCUACAGGGAUAUCUUGAUUAAGUGCUAUUCUAAAUUUAGCUAUUUUUACAGUUUAUACAUGUAAAUAAAUUUUACCUAGACUUACCAGAAACAAGCAGAAAGGUCGUUUAAAGUCUAUUUGACCUGGUCUAAAGUUAGUUUCUUUUCGUUUUGUAUUUGUUUUGUUUCCGUGGCAACUAGUUGCUAGUCAGCUGCUUAAGGGUAGUGCAAUACUAGAUAUGGUUUUAUAUGUACAGAGAACAUAUGUAGAACAGAAGGGAUUGUGGUCUUGUUUCAUUAUCAGGGGUGAAGUUAUUCAAUUUCUCUGAUACUCUUCUCUGUUAAAUACAAGGGAUGGGAAGACUAACUUAAUUAUAUAGAAACUAUCAUCUUUUAAUUAAACUUUUUAAAAUGUUGACUUUGCUUGGUAUAGAUUGGCAGCUGGAUGACUUAGUCCAGCCUUGGUUUUAGAUAAGUAUAGAGAUAAGAUAAACUUUCCUUUUUUUUGUUGCAUUCUUAAACUAAAGUUAAAACAUUUUCAGUAGAAACACUCUUAUAACAUGUUUUAAAACAUAACCACUGACUGGUAAUAUCCUUCAAGAAAUACAAACUUUUCACCUGACUCUUGGAGAAAAGUAAGUGUUAGUUUUUUUCAACAGAAGUUGCAGCUGUUAAGAGAUUUAUUUUUGCCUACCUUGCAGAGAAAGACAACAGUAUCCUUGUAGUAGAUCACACUAUCAUUCUACUAGGGAAAAAGACAGGCUACACAUCUGCAUUUUGAUGUCGUAAUUAGAGUGUCAUAAACUAUAUGUACAAUUUUAUAAUUUACAAUACUAGUAUCUUUAACAUUUUUGCAAAGUAGGCAAGAAAAAUAAUCUUACAUAUGUCCUUAUGUUAGAUAGGCGUUUUCCCCUCCCUUGGGACAGUGUUGGUAAGAAACCUCACUGGCACUCAGUUUCCUAUUCACUGCUAUGCCUUGGGUUGGGAAAACCCUGUUCUACACAGGCUGACAUGUAUGAGUCUUAUAAUGACCCCACUGUUCCCCUGUUAUUGAAGAUGUACUUUAGGUGCUUCUUAGGCCAUUAAUUCUCUAUAUUGUAGCAGUGCUUACUAUCAGUCUUCUCUGUCUGCUUGUUUUAUCCCCUGUACUUUUCUACAUCUUUCGUUGGUACAAACACUUACUGAAGACUAUCUGUUUGAAUCAGACAGUCUGAACUGAUCAUUUCUGAAAGAAAAGGUUUAAAAAACAUUCUGGAAACUUGUGAAUUUCUUGUAGAGUCAACCAUCAGCAGAAAUAAUUUCAGCAAUAUUCUUACUGAAACAUCGCUAUAUGUUUCCUUGGCCAAGAACAAUUUAUAUAAUUUCAGCAAAAGCAAUUGUUGGUCUAUUAUUGAAGGCUAUUCAGGUUAUACCUGUAGAUAUUUUGUAUUCACAAGUUUAUUUCCACAGCAUAUGUACUGUAUGUACUCAUUGGAGACACUUGACUUUCUAAGUUAUAUGACAAUCAUUAGUUUGUAUAAUCUGCUCACAUUGUCAUGUCCUUCAGAUAGAUAGAUGUUACAGUUGUGACAUUAAAUUGUUUUUUUUCAUGUAACACACAGUAUAUUGGAUGUUACAUUAGGUGUUACAGUUGUGACAAUGAUUUGUUACUCACUGUUGUCAUAAUAUCCAGAUAUUACACAUGUUUAAUGAUAUUGAAAUAAAUUGUUCAUGUAAAGCAUAUAGGACAUUUCUUAAAUGUUACAGUAUAGAUGAUAACUGGUGACAUAUUAGUCUUAAUAUCCAGAUAUGACACCAGGUAUAAGGUAUGCAGCAACAAAUGUAUCAGACUGAGAGUAUUUGAAAUGAUGAAUUAUAAAAACAUUACAAUGGCAAUGAAAUCAAAUUUCAGAGGUCAGCAUCACUGUGUGACAGUGAUGGAAUGUGUACACACCUAAUUAUUUUUCAUACUCUGACUUAUUUAUGAACUAAAGACCAAUUAUUGCUAUACAACAGAUACUGGUGGGUGUAUUAAAAUGUGGGGUAUCCAAUAGCCCUAAAUAACCUUUAUGUUUAUUUUGCUUUCACUGCUGUAAGAUAUAUAUACAUUUAUAAUACUCUUCCACAAUCUUACCCUGAUUUAUAUACUCGCUAAUCUUCCCUGCUGCUUAUAUAUCUUUAGUGUAUCUGUAUUUUUAGCUCACCUGAGCAUUGCUCAGGUGAGUUUUUCUGAGCACUCGAUGUCCGGCGUCCGUCGUCUGUCGUCUGUCAACAUUUAGCUUGUGUAUGCGAUAGAGGCUGUAUUUUUCAAUUAAUCUUCAUGAAUAUUGGUCAGAAUGAUAACCUUGAUGAAAUCUAGGCCGAGUUCGAAAAUGGGUCAUCUCAGGUCAAAAACUAGGUCACUAGGUCAAAUCAAAGAAAAACCUUGUGUAUGCGAUAGAGGCUGUAUUUUUCAUUUGAUCUUCAUGAAUAUUGGUCAGAAUGAUUGCCUUGAUGAAAUCUAGGCCGAGUUCGAAAAUGGGUCAUCUCGGGUCAAAAACUAGGUCACUAGGUCAAAUCAAAGAAAAACCUUGUGUAUGCGAUAGAGGCUGUAUUUUUCAAUUGAUCUUCAUGAAUAUUGGUCAGAAUGAUAACCUUGAUGAAAUCUAGGCCGAGUUCGAAAAUGGGUCAUCUCGGGUCAGAAACUAGGUCACUAGGUCAAAUCAAAGAAAAACCUUGUGUAUGCGAUAGAGGCUGUAUUUUUCAAUUGAUCUUCAUGAAUAUUGGUCAGAAUGAUUGCUUUGAUGAAAUCUAGGCCGGGUUCGAAAAUGGGUCAUUUGCAGUCAAAAACUAGGUCACUAGGUCAAAUCAAAGAAAAACCUUGUGUAUGCGAUAGAGGCUGUAUUUUUCAUUUGAUCUUCAUGAAUAUUGGUCAGAAUGAUUGCCUUGAUGAAAUCUAGGCCGAGUUUGAAAAUGGGUCAUCUCGGGUCAAAAACUAGGUCACUAGGUCAAAUCAAAGAAAAACCUUGUGUAUGCGAUAGAGGCGGUAUUUUUCAAUUGAUCUUCAUGAAUUUUGGUCAGAAUGAUUACCUUGAUAAAAUCUAGGCCGAGUUCGAAAAUGGGUCAUCUCGGGUCAAAAACUAGGUCACUAGGUCAAAUCAAGGAAAAACCUUGUGUAUGCGAUAGAGGCUGUAUUUUUCAACUAAUCUUCAUGAAAUUUAGCCAGAAUGAUUACCUUGAUAAAAUCCAGUUCGAGUUCGAAAAUGGGUCAUCUGGGGUCAAAAACUAGGUCACUAGGUCAAAUCGAAGAAAAACAUUGUGUAUGCAAUAGAGGAUGUAGUUUUCAAUUGAUCUUCAUGAAAUUUGGUCAGAGUGAUUGCCUUGAUGAAAUCUAGGUCGCGUUUGAAUAUGGGUUAUCUGAGAUCAAAAACUAGGUCACUAGGUCAAAUUAAAGAAAAAUCUUGUGUAUGCGAUAGAGACUGUUUUUUUCAAUUGAUUUUUAUGAAAUUUGGUCAGGAUGAUUGCCUUAAUGAAAUCUAGGUCGAAUUUGAAUAUGGGUCAUCUGAGGUCAAAAACUAGGUCAUUUGGUCAAAUCAAAGAAAAAACUUGUGUAUGUGAUAGAGGCUGUAUUUUUCAAUUGAUCUUCAUGAAUUUUGGUCAGAAUGAUUGCCUUGAUAAAAUCUAGGUCGAGUUUGAACAUGGGUCAUCUAGGGUCAAAAACUAGGUCAUAUCUAAGAAAAUGCUUGUUUUAUCGCAAGAGACCAAUUUUUUGGUCCAAUCUUAAUGAAAAUUGGUCAGAAUAUUUGUUUCCAUGAAAUCACUAGGUCAAACAUGUUUUACACUGUUAUGGUGUGUUUCUUAGGUGAGCGACCUAGGGCCAUCUUGGCCCUCUUGUUUUUUUUUAUUAGCAUUUAAUUUUUUUGUGAACAAAUUUCUACUUGAUAUUUUUUCCAACAUUGUUAUACUAGUACCUGUUUUUUUGUUUUUUUAUAUUUGAACUAUGUUCUUGAUGAACUUACUGUAUCUGUGCUUGUUUUAGUGUUAUUCAGAUUUUGCUAUUUCCCCAGGAACAACAAGUAUUUGUGUACUAAUUUGGAGUCAUGCCUUUCUGUUUGUCCAUCCAUCCAACAUAUUGGUCAUAUUGGAGGUCAAAGAUCAAAUAGCUGUAUUUCUUGUCCAGUCAAUAUCUCUUGAGCCACUACACAAAUUUUUUUAAAACAAGAAUCAGUUUUUAAGCAUGUCAGUAUGACAUGCAGAGAGUGGUUGACCUGUAAGAAAGUGUUGUCAGGGAUAUAGUUUAAGCCAUUGUUUAUUUGAAACAUCUUUGAAAUGUAGCUGUUGUGUGUAUGAUGUAAUUUGGUAGCUCAUGCUACAUGAUUGGGGUCAUACUUACCAGGAAUAGUGAUUCCAUAUUUGGUCGUGCUUUUAGGGAAGACUUUAUUUCAUGUAUUUAGUACAUUUUCAUGUUACAAACUACUUGUCAUAAAAGGUAAUGAGUACGUUCUCUCUUGGCAAUUGUUCUCAUCUACUAGUCUGGUAGUUUUGAAGCUCAUACAAGCACUUGACUUCCAUAACCAGCUGGGAAAUGCAGGAUGGUAAUUGACAACUGGCAUUAGGGAUCAAAAUGUCAUGUAUCUUGAGCGUGACUGUUUAAACAUAAGUGAGAGCUAUUCUGCUCACCUUGGCACCAGCGUCGCCAUCAUCAUAUGUGCCACAUGGUUAAACUUUUGCAUGUAAGCUCUUUUUUCAGUAACCAUUGCAUGCAUUGGAUUGAAAUUUCGCACUUCGCGUUCUGUUCAUCAGCCCUAGUGAAAUAACUAUGUUAGAUAACUUGUGCUUGAAUUUAAUACAAGUUGCUAUACUGAAAUUUUAAUAUCUAAUAAUAAAUUGUUAUAAAAUAAUGGAGUUACACAUGUCUUGCCAAGUUAUGGCCCUUGUUAAAUUAACAAGUUGUGGAAUAGUCAAGCAUGUUGUCAGAUGGACACCUCUUGUUCAAAAUUCGGUGAAUUUUUUCUCUUUGUUUAAAGUUGUAUGAAAACCAUAUUUUUUUUAUGUCAUCCCAAAUAAUAACCAUUGUUUUCGUUGUUCCUUAGAUGAUUAUUUUCUUUCUGUGAAUGUUAAAUAACAUCCAGUUUUAUCUUGUUCUGUAAGGCUAGUUAUUUAUCUGAUAUUGCAAUGAUAAUAUUGACAUAAUACUUGGCACAUGAUACUAUUUUUUAUAUAAAAUUAUAAUAAAGGCAUAUUAAAUUCUUA